This is a messenger RNA of Cryptomeria japonica (Japanese cedar), 2076 nucleotides long. Its product is annotated as splicing factor U2af large subunit B. Gene Ontology annotation, biological process: mRNA processing. Gene Ontology annotation, molecular function: poly-pyrimidine tract binding; pre-mRNA 3'-splice site binding. Gene Ontology annotation, cellular component: nuclear speck; nucleus; U2-type prespliceosome. The record is from RefSeq and is a predicted model, not a curated record. The coding region runs from base 247 to 1869 and encodes 540 amino acids. The transcript has a single exon. Lineage: Eukaryota; Viridiplantae; Streptophyta; Pinopsida; Cupressales; Cupressaceae.
CCCCGCCCGUACGAACCACCGCCAAACCGUCUAGGUGUUUUACUUUUAUCCUCAAAGGCCUAGGGUUUUUUUUGGAGAUGACGUAGGGUUUCUUUUGUUUGUUUUUUAGCAGAUGGCCUAGGGUUUUAUCAAAGCCGACUUCACAGAUACGCACACAUUACCUGUAGAUAUCAAUCCAUCUCAUCUCUGCACCAUCGCCGUUUUUACAGUGAGAAGUGAAACGACGAAUAGAAAUAGAAAGAAGAAAUGUCUGAGUUCGACAGGAGGUAUGCCAGAAAUGGUGAGAAUUACAACGAUUAUCCCAAACAAGAUUUGCCUUGUGAUGUUUUCGAAGACGAAAACAUUCGGCACCAGCAUUUCUCACGCGAUUCUGAAAGAGAAGGGGCAAAAAGCAAAGAGAAAGAGCGGGAGAGGGAUAGGGACAGCGAUCUGCAUAGGGACCAUUACAGGGACCGUGGUGAGAGGGAAGACAGAGGUAGAGGGCGAACAGAAGAUCGUGAGCGUCAUAAAAGUCACGAUUAUGAGAGGCAUCGGGACCAUGACCGUGAUAGGGAACGGAGGCACAGACAUAGAUCACGUUCUCGCUCGAGGGGAAAGUCAAGACAUCGAUCUAAGUCCAGAUCCCGCUCACGAUCACGCUCCAAAAGCAAACGAGCAAGUGGUUUUGACAUCGCACCUCCUGGUGCCGCAACCAUGAUGACCGGGGCAGCUUUGCCAGGCCAAGCUACAGGAAUUUCACAGCCUGUUCCGGGGAUGUUUCCUAACAUGUUUCCAUCUGGAAACACCCAGUUUGGAGGUCUCCCUGUAAUGAAUGUACAAGCCAUUACACAGCAGGCCACACGGCAUGCAAGACGCGUAUAUGUUGGUGGGCUUCCUCCAACGGCUAAUGAGCAGAUGAUUGCCACGUUUUUUAGCUGGGUUAUGGCUACCAUUGGAGGAAAUACUGCAGGUCCAGGUGACGCUGUUGUAAAUGUGUAUAUUAACCACGAAAAGAAGUUUGCUUUUGUUGAGAUGCGCACAGUCGAAGAAGCCAGCAAUGCUAUGGCCCUGGAUGGCCUCUUGUUCAAUAAUGUUACUGUGCGCGUGAGGAGGCCAAGCGACUACAAUCCCUCUUUAGCAGCAGCGCUGGGUCCAAGCCAACCCAGUCCCCACCUUAACCUAGCAGCAGUUGGUCUGACGCCAGGUACUAUCGGGGGAGCUGAAGGUCCUGAUCGCAUUUUUGUUGGUGGCUUGCCAUAUUACUUCACAGAACCGCAGAUACGGGAGCUGUUGGAAUCUUUUGGGCCACUUCGAGGAUUUGAUCUUGUCAAAGAUAAAGAUACCGGCAAUUCAAAAGGUUACGCGUUUUGCGUGUACCAGGACCCAGCCAUGACAGAUAUUGCAUGCGCCGCCCUAAAUGGACUUAAAAUGGGGGAUAAAACUUUGACUGUUCGUCGUGCUACACUCGGCAGUGGUCAACCAAAACCAGACCAAGAGAGUUUCUUCGCGCAAGCUCAACGACAGAUAGCUUUACAGAAGACUAUACUUCAAGUUGGGGCUUUUGGACCUGCUGAAGUACCCACGAAAGUUGUUUGCUUGACACAGGUUGUGUUACCAGAUGAGCUGAGGGAUGACGCUGAAUUUGAGGAAAUAAUGGAAGAUAUGAGAGAAGAAUGCGGAAAAUAUGGAUCAGUAGUUAAUCUUGUAAUUCCGCGGCCUGAACCAAGUGGUCAAUUAACUCCGGGUGUAGGGAAGGUCUUUGUGGAAUACUUCAAUACUGAUGCUUCUGCUAAGGCAAAAGCUUCCCUGAAUGGAAGGAAGUUUGGUGGCAAUUUUGUCGUGGCAGUCUAUUAUCCAGAAGACAAAUUUUCAAGGGGCGAGUAUGAUUAAUGAGAAUGGAAAUAAAUAUCAUUUUUGUCAAAAUGUUGAUUAUAUGUUACUUUCACUUUGUAUAUGAUAGAUCUGAUGAGAAAAUGUUGUUGAGAGCAGUUUUGUAUGUUACAUUUCAAUCAUUCGUAGCGGGUUAUAUGCUAUACUGUUUGCCAGUUCCUAGCACCCAUUCAAUUUCUCUAAUAAACUUAUAAAAUUAUCAUUGUU